AUGAACAUCGGGGAAAUAUCGAAACCUCCGGAUGAUCCAAAUAUAUUGCAAUCGUGGUUUCAGCAUUGUUUUAGUGGUGAUAUAUUUAUGCUGCAAUUGACAGGAUUGUAUUCCGCACGUCAUAUUUUCACUCGGGAUGUACCAAUUUCGUCGUAUUGGGAAAUUACACCUUUUAUUUUUUGUGGUGGAGGAUUGUCUUUCGGUUUAAUUUGUGACAUGCGGAAUGCUUUUGAGUUGGCGCAAACUGAUAUCAUGUUGACUAUUGAAAUUGUUGCUGCUUGUCUCAGCAGUUUUUUAAGUAUAUUCAAAGGCUUACGAAUAUGGCUGUACCGACGAGAAUUGUAUGACUUGAUUCGAUUAUGUUACCUCCGAUGGAAGAUUCAAGUAUCCCGUAAGAACAUAACCACAUAUAUGGUAAAAAAUGCUCGAACAAUACGCCAAUUCAGGAUUGUUUAUAGUAUAGUGGUUGCAGCACUUCUUACGUCAUAUGUAGUACGUCCGAUCAGGGCAUAUCUGCUGUUUACGUUCUCCCAAUCGAAUGGAUCCUUUCAUUUCUCUGAAACUGUGUAUCCCGCCCAUUAUCCUUUUGUAUUGAACUCAGCCAGACCGUUUUUCUUAUGUAUAGCCUUGGAAACAGUCGGGAUAUUUUACUUAGGUCUUUAUUGGGUGACAGCGGAUGCUCUUUUCGCUCAACUCACGACACAUUUAUCAAUUCAAUUUCAAAUCCUCGGCAAUGAGAUACGUCAUAUGCGUGCAAGUACUGAAUUUUCGUCAUACGAUACAGAAGAAAUCAUGAAAGGAUUAAAGAGAAAUGUCGACGAGUACCUAGAAUUGUUUGGAUACGUUCAUUCCUUGGAGAAGAUCUACAACCCAAUACUGUUCGCAACUGUUCUGAUUAAUGGCAUAGAUCUUUGCACCUGUCUCUAUAGUCUACAAUAUCGAAUAGGAGAGAGUCAUUGGGGAGAUGUUGGUAAAGAUGCGGUACAUGCCAGUGGUAUUGCGUUACAGACUCUCAUGUUUUGCGUAUCGGCACAGCGAUUAAAUGAGGAGGCAAUCAACAAUAUUAAUUCAUUAUGAUCAUACAUUUAAAUAAUUAAUUGUUCAUAUGAAAAUGUCC
Messenger RNA from Fopius arisanus, 1117 nucleotides. RefSeq lists its product as uncharacterized. Gene Ontology annotation, biological process: sensory perception of smell; detection of chemical stimulus involved in sensory perception of smell. The record is from RefSeq and is a predicted model, not a curated record. Bases 1 to 1077 code for a protein of 358 amino acids. The transcript is spliced from 6 exons. NCBI's taxonomy places the organism in Eukaryota, Metazoa, Arthropoda, Insecta, Hymenoptera, Braconidae. Gene Ontology annotation, cellular component: plasma membrane. Gene Ontology annotation, molecular function: odorant binding; olfactory receptor activity.